UUGCUGUCAGACAGGGGAAAGAGGCGAGAGUCAAUGAUGGCUGCUUCCUUGGUUUGGUUGUUAAAGAGACUGUACGUUUUCUUGUUGAUAUGUCCCCUCUGUGUCCCGGGCUUCUUGAAUUUGGAGGAGCUUAAUGAAAUGAAAUAUGGGAUUCAGAUUCUUCCCGAUCCUGUCAUCCUGGGGCAGACUAAGACAGAGGAGGUUAUGAUGGUGUCCAGUAAGUACAAACAGCUCUAUGAGUGUCGACUUCCAGCCCAGGCUGUGCGUUUUCAUCAGGAUCCCGCCACUGAGCCUGAGUCGGAGGGUUACACUGGGCCAGAUAUCCCAGACCUGCUCAAGCCCAUGCACAAUGCCCCAUGUCUACUCAAGGUUGGUCCUUAACUACUUAUCUGUGUAAUCCAACAGUGAAAUGCUUAAGCUGUUUACACAGUGGUGUGACUACAAUAAUAAUACAACAAUAAGAACACAAGAGCAAAACACACCAAAAGCGUGUGUAUAUUUGCCAGUUUAAGUAAACUAUUUUAAAGACACACAUGGAUGCCCCAGAAGCUUGCCAAAAACAACACUGGGAGGCUCUUGAUUCAGUAUUCAUUGGAUUAAAGGUUGCUUGUCUGCAUCAGUGACUGGGUACAAAAGCAGUAUAUC
Messenger RNA from Neolamprologus brichardi, 645 nucleotides. NCBI's taxonomy places the organism in Eukaryota, Metazoa, Chordata, Actinopteri, Cichliformes, Cichlidae. The record is from RefSeq and is a predicted model, not a curated record.